This is a messenger RNA of Dermochelys coriacea (leatherback sea turtle), 9059 nucleotides long. It is a transcript of the gene HEATR5B, whose product is annotated as HEAT repeat containing 5B. The record is from RefSeq and is a predicted model, not a curated record. Gene Ontology annotation, cellular component: endocytic vesicle; Golgi apparatus; membrane. Bases 3738 to 8795 code for a protein of 1685 amino acids. The transcript has 30 exons. Gene Ontology annotation, biological process: endocytosis; intracellular protein localization; retrograde transport, endosome to Golgi. Lineage: Eukaryota; Metazoa; Chordata; Testudines; Dermochelyidae.
UAGCUAAGUGAUAAGAAUACACCUAAAUUAGAGUAUAGGCCUUUACAGAUAGGCCUGAAUAUCUAUAUCCUAACACCUCUCUCCUGUUCUGUCCUCAGUGAAGGACCUGGUUCAUUUGGGUUUGCUCAGAGAGGAGGUUGUUCCUAUUAAAGAGUCUAGUUUCUGCAUGUUAUCUCUAACUUCUAUAAUCUGUUCUCUGUGCCUUCAGGAGUGGUUUGCAGCUCUGGAUUUGCAUUUCCACAUUUCAGUACGGCCAUUUCACUGGAAAUAUCUGCAUUUUGCUGUAGGAGAGGAGUAUUUUCAUAUAAGGUCCUCCCUUCUGGUUUUUCUACAGCCCCGAGAGUGUUUUAAAAUGUCACUGUAGUAGCAGCAUAUCUGAGAAAGCAAGAGAUUUAUGUAUAUCCCUUACCUUAACGACUGGUUAAUAAAAUUUUGUCGAAGGAAGAGACCCUGUUUCAUGUAAAACAAAUAUUAACUUUUUCCAGUCUGGAAUUACAUAUAAAUUGGGGGAAAAUCACUCCUAAAUCCAACUGAAAGGAUCCUUUCCUAUAGGGAUCAUAUUGGACUCAGUUAUAGCAAAAGCCUUUCUUCCAGAAGAAAGGUUUAUAAAAUUAAAAUAAUCUUUACAUCUCCUACUGCAGUUUCCUCAACAGCCAAUGCUAUUUUUUCCUCUGUUUAAUGGGUCUCUUAGCAUCAGCUACAUCAGAGACCCCGCAUGCUAAUCCUUGGAUGAGAGGUCUGCAGCACUAGCUAGGGAGAAAUUACAAACCAGGCAUACACAUUGCAAAUUGGUAAUUCCACAGUAGGAGUUAGCAGCACUUAUGUGGUGGACAUGCAGUCUAAAUGUGAUGAAAGGUAUACCAUUCAGUUUCACUCUAUGCCAUCAGUAAUAUUUACCUCCAAUGCAUCUACUCUGGAUGGGGGGCCCACUUAAACAACAGUAUUGUGGUCAGGGGGCACUGGUCACCAGGAGAAAAGACACUUCAUAUCACCGUGUUAUCUGAGAGCAAUCGGGCUGGCUCUCAGAUAUCCCUCCCUCAGGUCAGACACAAAGUAGUUCAGGAGGUAACAUACAAUGUGACACCAUUAUAUUAGCUAAACAAACAAGGUGGAGCUCAUUCUCUACAAUUGGGCAAAUUUCAUCUUUGGGAUUAAUAUAUAGAACAAGGUGUUCACCCAAUAGCGAUUCAUGUGUCGGGGAACAAAACUCCCUUUUAGACCACCUGAGCAGGUCGACCUGUCCAGUGCACGAGUGAUCUUUAAAAGAAAGUAGUAACGCACCUCUUUAGGUUGUAGGGGAAGCCUGUAAUACACCUUAUUGUAUCCAAAAACAACAAGAAGCAUGCAAGAUUUUUCUCAAGGGCAAAUGGCCAUGGCCUCUGUAUCAGGUGAGUUUCUAAUAAGUUGGAGUCAAGGCCUCAUAUGCAUUUCCCCCAGUUCCUUUAUUCAAAGAGUGAUAAAGUAAAACGAGACAGAGCCAGGGUAAUUUUAAUAGCACUAGCCUGGGCCAGACAACAGUGGGAACUGGACUUGAUUCACAUUAAUCAAACUUCUGCUGUUGGCACCGGACUUGUUGACACAACAAUGAGGGAAGAUCUGUCACCCGGAUCUUCAUUCUCUUCGUUUAACAGCACGGGGAGUUAGACUGUGAGAUUAUUAGAAAACGUAAGAGGUAUGAAAUGUUCGGAUAAAUACAAGGAAAGAGUCCUGAUGAGAAAGUCAUGGUUAUAAAUGAAAAAGGCUUUUGUUGUGGGUUUCCAUGUAUGAUAUAGAUCCUUUACAGAACCUAUUAGUUACAUAUUGGAAUAUCUAUUGUAUCUUAAGAGAACAGGUCUUUCAUUAUCUUCAGUGAAGGUUCACCUUCCAGCCGUAUUAGCAUAGCAGGAUCCUGUGGACAGUAAAUUGAUCUUUACUCAUGAUGUGAUUACAAGGUUCUUAAAAGGUCUUAAUAAUCUCUAUCCUCCAGGCAUCCUACCCCAUUUGGGAUUUAAACAUAAUGCUUUCACAAUUGAUUAAACCGCCCUCUGAACCUGUGGGAAGCUGUAUGUUGUUCCAUCUGUCUAUUAAGACAGUAUUUUUGUUAGCUAUUACUUCUGCCAGAUAUAAGAUGGCUGCUGUUUUUGAGAGGAAUGAUGUAGAGGCUGGUAAUAAUAAUAAAUGAAUUGCAUACCCUAAUGGCUGAUCCAUUAUGUGUUCUUUUUCAUAAAGAUAAAGUAAUUUUUUGUACACACCCAAGGUUUCUACCAAAAGUGGUUCAGAUUUUCAUAUAAACCAGUGUACUCUGCCCCACCUCCUCCUCCUCUCCCCCAACCUCACACUCAACAUGGAGAUACUAGAUUAUAUACACUUUCAUUAAACACUGCUCUUCAGAUUUGGAAUCUAGGUCUGAUAAAAAAUUUGGCAAGACAGUUUUACAGCCCUUGUUCAAUUAGGACUUUGUGGUCCCAACAUCUUGAACUGGAAUUACUGCUUGUUUAAUCUGUCCCAAGAAUGAAAAUGUGCAGAGGACGCUUGAAGAAAAAAUUUAGGUUCCUUACAUGUAACUGAAGUUCUUUGUGGUAGACUCUGCAUAUUCACACCCCCGUCCACCAUUUCCCACUGCUUUGGAGUCCUACUUACCAAAAGACCUGGGGCCACAGGGGAAGGAACUUAAAUGGCUGGAGCUCCAUGCCCCUUUUGUACUCUCACCCGGGAACAUUCACUGAAAGAGGGGAGAGGAUGUGUGAGCACUCCCAACGUCUACUGCUAGCUAGAAUUCUGCUGUUCAAGCUGCACCCGUGGGAGCAUCCCAGGGUGUGCAUAUACAGAAUUUAUCUUGAAGCACUCCAGUUAAAAGUAAGUAAACUUCAUUUUUCCGAGGCUCUUUUAGGGAGUGGUGGGGUUUCAUGGUAGAUGGAAGACUAACAGCCAUAACUUUUUUUAUGACUGUACAACACAGUGCUUUAAAACGUGUAUACUUAUUUUUGAUUGUAUAAAUAUAUAACAUAUUGGCAAUCGGGGUUAAAAACAAAGGAGAAAAGCACUCUUUGAAUAUAUUUUGUACCAUUCAUAUGGCAAGCCUAUAUAAAUAUAUUGUCAACUUAUUUUAUAUGAUUAAAACGUUUCUUCCAAAGGGACAUAGUGAUGUGAAAGUACAUGGCAUUUGCAGUGAUUGGAUUACAGCUAUUCUCUUGCAUAACGUUAGGCUUUACUGAAUGCUUUUUCUUUUGUUUGGUCAGUUCACAGCAACUUUAGACAUUUGACCAAAUGAUCAGUCCUCAAUGUUUUUUUUUUUUGUUUUGUUUUUUUAAACUGGAUUAGAUGAUUUAUAACACAUUCAUCAUGCUUGCCAUUGUUGAGAGUUUUAAAAAAAGAAGCCAGCAACACACAGAACCCUAAAAGUGCCUUUUUGUUUUUUGCUUUGACUAGACUUUCCUCUUAUCUUCGUAAAGCCUUCUAGAGUGAAUAAAUAUGCCUUUUUGUUCCUGUUUGCAUUGAAUAUAUAUAUCUUGUAUUUGCAGGCAUAUGUUGUCUUUGUUACAACGCUAGGUGGACAGUGGUUGGAGCGCAAUUUUGCUACAUUUUUGUCCCAUGUCCUGGAUCUGGUGUCCCAUCCUCGUGCAACUCAGACUCAUGUAGAGGCAGUAUACUCUCGAAGAUGUGUGUCCUUUAUCCUGAGAGCAACCGUAGGCAGUUUAUUAGGGGAGAAAGCACAGAUUGCAGCUGCCAAAGAUAUUUGUCAAGCCAUUGGUAAACAAAUGAAGGCAGUGGAAGCAGUUGUGAAUGAUACUAAUGGCGAAAAUAAAUCGGGAGCUGCUGACGUAGCUGCAAGCCAACAUGUGAUGGUGUGUGCCCUUCAAGAGCUGGGUAGCCUGGUUCAGAGCCUGAAUGCCACUGCAUCUCCACUCAUACAAGAACCCUCUAUAGGGCUAUUGGAGACGGUAACCUCAGUUCUUCUUCAUCCAAGCAUGGCUGCUCGACUAGCUGCUGCAUGGUGCUUGCGCUGUGUAGCUGUGGCAUUGCCUUUUCAGUUGACUCCAUUUCUGGAUAGAUGCGCUGAAAGGCUCAACAAUCUGAAGACCUCACCAGAAGCAGUUAGUGGCUACAGUUUUGCAAUGGCUGCUUUACUAGGUGGAGUGCAUCAGUGUCCCUUAGGUAUUCCUCAUGCAAAGGGAAAAAUGGUAGUCAGUAUUGCUGAGGAUCUGUUACGAACUGCUGCUCAAAAUAGCAGACUGUCCUUACAGCGCACUCAAGCUGGGUGGCUUUUACUUGGUGCACUUAUGACUUUAGGUCCUUCAGUUGUUCGGUACCAUCUACCUAAGAUGCUGCUGCUAUGGCGAAAUGUAUUUCCUCGUUCUCUAAAGGAGCUGGAAGCAGAGAAAGCCCGAGGAGACUCUUUUACCUGGCAAGUAACAUUGGAAGGUCGUGCUGGAGCUCUGUGCGCUAUGAGGAGUUUCGUUGCUCACUGUCCUGAGCUCCUUACUGAAGAUGUGAUCAGAAAAUUAAUGACCCCCAUAGAAUGUGCCAUGACAAUGAUGUCACACAUUCCAUCGGUAAUUAAAGCCCAUGGAGCUCAUCUUAAAGCUAGUGCAGCUAUGGUCCGUUUAAGACUUUAUGACAUUUUGGCUUUGUUACCUCCAAAAACGUAUGAAGGAUCAUUUAAUGCGCUCCUUCGAGAGCUAGUGGCAGAAUUCACUUUGACAGACAAUUCUGCUAAUACAACUACAUCGCUGCUUAGAUCUCUUUGCCACUAUGACGACAGUGUUCUUCUUGGCUCUUGGCUGCAGGAAACAGAUCAUAAAUCAAUUGAAGAUCAGCUUCAGCCAAACAGUGCAUCUGGAAGUGGUGCUUUGGAGCAUGACCCGUCUUCCAUUUAUUUGCGCAUCCCAGCUGGUGAGGCUGUGCCUGGCCCCCUUCCCCUGGGAGUAUCAGUCAUUGAUGCCUCUGUGGCACUCUUUGGUGUGGUUUUUCCUCAUGUUUCUUACAAACACAGGCUACAAAUGUUGGAUCACUUUGCUGAAUGUGUCAAACAGGCUAAAGGUGUCCGUCAACAAGCUGUGCAGCUUAAUAUCUUCACUGCUGUUCUCAGUGCAUUGAAGGGUUUAGCUGAGAAUAAAAGCACAUUAGGACCAGAAGAAGUCCGCAAAUCUGCUCUGACAUUGGUUAUGAGUGCCCUUGACAAUCCUAAUCCCAUUUUGAGAUGUGCAGCAGGAGAGGCACUUGGCAGAAUGGCUCAGGUAGUUGGAGAAGCAACUUUCAUCGCCAGAAUGGCUCAAUUCAGCUUUGACAAGUUAAAAUCUGCUCGAGAUGUUGUGUCAAGAACCGGUCAUUCGUUGGCUCUUGGCUGUCUUCAUCGUUAUGUGGGUGGAAUAGGUUCUGGACAGCAUCUGAAAACCAGUGUCAGUAUUCUGUUGGCGUUGGCACAAGAUGGGACCUCACCUGAAGUCCAGACCUGGUCUCUCCAUUCACUUGCCUUGAUAGUGGACUCUAGUGGGCCAAUGUACCGGGGAUAUGUGGAGCCUACUCUGUCUCUAGUUCUUACCCUGCUCUUGACGGUUCCACCAUCACAUACAGAAGUACAUCAGUGUUUGGGCCGAUGUCUUGGGGCUAUAAUAACUACGGUUGGCCCUGAGCUGCAAGGUAAUGGAGCUACUAUUUCAACAAUCCGCUCUUCGUGCUUGGUGGGAUGUGCAAUCACACAAGAUCACUCGGACUCUCUUGUUCAGGCAGCUGCCAUAUCCUGCCUUCAACAACUUCACAUGUUUGCACCCCGCCAUGUCAACCUAUCCAGUCUGGUUCCCAGCCUUUGUGUUCACUUGUGCAGUUCUCACUUAUUGCUACGUCGGGCUGCAGUGGCAUGUUUGCGGCAACUUGCACAGAGGGAAGCAGCAGAAGUGUGUGAAUAUGCCAUGAGCUUAGCAAAAAAUGCUGGUGACAAAGAGAAUAGUGGCAUCAAUAUUAACCCUUUUGCACCAGGAGUUGGUUCUCGGCGGGAUAUUCAUUGCCGGCAUCAAGGAGUUAAUAUAACAGAGACAGGCCUUGAGGGGGUCCUUUUUGGAAUGUUAGAUCGGGAGACUGAUCGAAAGCUGUGUUCUGAUAUUCAUGAUACCUUGGGACAUAUGCUUUCAUCCCUGGCAGUGGAAAAACUUUCACACUGGCUAAUGCUAUGUAAGGAUGUCCUAGCAGCCUCCAGUGACAUGAGCACUGCAGCUCCUUUGGGAGGAGGAAAGGAUGAAGAAUCGGAGAAGAAAGAUGAGAUGGAUGAUGACACAAUGUUUACUACUCUGGGUGAAGAGGAUAAAUCGAAGCCUUCUGUGGCUCCUCGCUGGGCCACUCGUGUAUUUGCUGCCGAUUGCCUGUGUCGAAUUAUCAUGCUGUGUGAGAAUGCGAAUAAGGCUCACUUUGAUCUGGCCAUGGCCCGUUCAGCCAAACUCAGAAACCCUAAAAAUGAUCUUUUAGUGCUCCAUCUCUCCGACCUCAUCCGUAUGGCAUUCAUGGCUGCAACUGAUCACAGCAACCAGCUGCGGAUGGCUGGUCUCCAGGCACUUGAAGACAUUAUCAAGAAAUUUGCAUCAGUUCCUGAGCCAGAGUUUCCAGGUCAUGUGAUACUGGAGCAGUAUCAGGCUAACGUUGGAGCUGCUCUAAGACCAGCUUUUUCCCAAGAUACCCCUUCUGACAUAACAGCAAAAGCCUGCCAGGUAUGUAGCACAUGGAUAGGAAGUGAGGUUGUAAGUGACCUGAAUGAUCUUCGCCGAGUUCACAAUCUCCUUGUCUCCUCCCUGGACAAAGUGCAAGCAGGAAAGGGGUCUUCCAGUCAGCUUUACCGAGAGAGUGCCACGACUAUGGAAAAACUGGCAGUCCUGAAAGCCUGGGCUGAGGUGUAUGUUGUAGCUAUGAAAAUUAAAAAGGAAGCAGAGAUCAAACCAAAGCGAGCAAUAAAGAAUACGGAUGAUGAUGAGGAGGAUUUUGGUACUGUAGAUGAGCUACCUCCAGACAGUUUGAUAACACUUGUACAACCCGAGCUGCCUAUUCUGAGUCGCCUUUGGCUAGCUGCAUUGAAAGACUAUGCUCUUUUGACUUUACCAGCUGAAUUUGCUAGUCAGCUUCCACCAGAUGGUGGAGCAUUUUACACUCCAGAGACAAUCGAUACAGCUAGACUGCACUACCGGAACUCUUGGGCUCCAAUCCUACAUGCAGUGGCACUCUGGCUAAACAGUGCAGGAUUUAAUGCUUCUGAGUCACCAGAAAAAGCAGCUGCAGCAAUGCCUAAUUCACAGAAACGUGACUCGUCCAUUAUGUUAAACCAGGCAGCUGGAACACCAUCUACCACUAAAUCUUUGCCAGAGAUAAACAAAGAUAGAAUGCACUUAAUUUUAGGAGUUAGUAUACAAUUCCUCUGUUCCCCCAGACCUGAGGAGCCUGUUGAACAUGUCACGUCUUGUUUACAAGCACUGCAUACUUUACUGGAUUCCCCUUGUGCUAGAAUUCAUAUUGCAGAGGAUCAGCUCCUUGGUGUUGAACUUCUGAGUGUGCUGCAUCGACUCUUAUUGACCUGGGAUCCUCCUUCAGUCCAGCUGCUAGUUACAGGAGUUGUCCAGCAGAUAGUGAGAGCAGCUCAAGAUUACUUGCAAGAAAAAAGGAACACUCUAAAUGAAGACAACAUAAAGGAAAAAAAAACGUGCCUUGUGUUAGGAGAAGGUGGGGAGACUGGUGGUCUUGAGCCUGGAAAAUCUCUUGUCUUUGCAGCCAUGGAACUACUAAUGUUUAUCCUAGUACGGCAUAUGCCACAUCUAAGCCCAAAAAUGUCAGACUCUCCAAGUCAUGUUUCUGCCAAACCCCAGCUCUCUGAAGAAAGUGCUCGCCUUGUGGCUGCCACAGUUACCAUCCUAUCUGACCUGCCUUCUCUAUGCUCUCCAGCUGGAUGUAUGACAAUAUUACCUACAAUCCUGUUUCUGAUUACAAGAGUAUUGAAAGAAACUGCCGUAAAAACAGUGGAUAAUCAGGUCUCACCACCAGUCAGUGCAGCUCUUCAGGCGAUAAAAACUACUGUAACUCUUCCAAUGGCCAAGACUGAGGAAACUCAUAAGCAAUGGACCAGUCUUAUUCGCAGCACUCUGGCAUCUAUCUUGGAAUACUCCCAAUCAGAUGGCACUAAGUCUAUUCUUGAUGAAGUAAGCAUGCUUACAGCGAUUGCUCUCUUCCUUUGGUCUGCAAGUACAGAAAUAAUUGGAGUGCUGUCCUUACAGAACGGCUGCAUUAACAGAUUUAAAAAUGCAUUGAAUUCCUGCGAUCCUUGGGUUCAAGCCAAGUGUUAUCAGCUUCUACUUUCUGUAUUCCAACACACCAACCGUGCCCUGUCAACUCCAUACAUCCAUUCAUUGGCACCAAUAAUGGUUGAGAAACUGAAAGCUGUAGAAAGUAAUCGUCCAAACAGCAACACAGAGCUUUUAGCAGUCCAGGAAGGAAUUAAAGUCCUUGAAACAUUGGUUGCCCUUGGUGAGGAGCAGAAUAGGGUCCAGUUGCUUGCUCUUCUAGUUCCAACUCUGAUCUCUUAUUUACUGAAUGAAAAUGCUUUUGCUUCUGCAUCUACAGUAUCAAAAGAUCUUCAUGAAUUUGCACUCCAGAAUUUAAUGCACAUUGGUCCCCUCUACCCUCAUGCUUUCAAGUCAGUAAUGGGAGCUGCUCCUGAAUUGAAAAUACGUCUAGAAACUGCAGUCCGUGCAAGUCAGGCCAGCAAAGCAAAAGCAGCUGCCAGGCAACCACCACCCACCAUACAUUCUGUCCCAACGAUUAAACUUAAAACUAGCUUUUUUUGAAUUAUUUUGAGUUGUUAUUUUUAGGAUCAUACCUACAACUAAAAGUCAGAAGCACUACAUCAUUCCUUAUGUGCUACUGCAUAUAUGUCUGUAUUUUGCAUUGUUUGUAUGUCAGAGGCAAUCUAAUAGCUUUAUGUGUAAUUACUUGAAAUUUGUGCAUUAUAAGGGAAGUAGUGUUACAAGUAUUUAUAUAGAUUUUUAAGAAAUUGAAUUUGUUUGAUCAUAUUUGUGAAUCUGUGUUAUAAAUUAUCCACCAAAAAAGUA